AUGAAAGUAGUCGCGUUGAUAAGGUAAAUCCAUUCAUUGCUGUCACAGCUUUCCUGUUCUGUCCCCGUGUUCUAGCUAGCUAUCUGAGAAGGAUGGGUUGCUUGCUUGUUUUGUGUGCGGGUUUACUUUGCUAGUUAGAUUAAUAUGAUGUGUGGAUGAAAUAUGCAUGCAUCGUUAUUCGUUACAGAAAUAAAGGUUCAUAACAUUUUGAAUACAUGCUAGUAAGAGGAACUUGCAUUUCAGAUUAGAACUCUUCAGGAAAUCACCCUAACAUUCAUAUGUUUCAGAUCAUAGUUACAGUGAUACGGCUAUUUACAUAGUUGCAUCUUCAUGUAGUGAAUGCAUUAAUCUCUCUGACUGUAUUGUUGCAGUGGAGGCAAAGACAGCUGCUAUAACAUGAUGCAAUGUGUUGCUGCUGGGCACCAGAUAGUAGCUCUGGCCAACCUGCGUCCUGCUAACACAGGUGAGAUGUCUACCUGUUUUUCCUCCUGUAUGUGUUGGUACUUAUAGCAAAAUUCACACAUUGGUCAAUGUUUCCCCUAGCUCUCUUCCUCGGCGUGGUGACCAUGAAGAAGUCUUUAAUGCUCCAUCAAUUUAAAUCAACAAUAAGGGAUGUGCCUUGCCUAAGUGGAACAGUAAAACUGUAAAUGAAUGAACUUCUGUCAUCCGUCCCCAUGUGUUAGAUGAGUUGGACAGCUACAUGUAUCAGACGGUGGGGCACCAGGCCAUAGACCUGUAUGCUGAGGCUAUGGAUCUGCCCCUGUACAGACGCACCAUCCAGGGCUCCAGCCUCGACACUGGGAGGGACUACAGCCAGACAGAGGGAGACGAGGUGGAAGACCUCUACCACCUACUGAAGAUGGUCCAGGUAUACCUCAAUAUGGAGGAGCGAGUGGGACAUGGGGGCAGAUAAGAGGAGUUGCAUUGCUAGUGUUUUAGCAAGAUGAGGCAACAGCAAAUUAGUUGGCUGAAGAAGACUACACUUGUAGCCUAUAAGACCAACCUAUUUACUCUGCAAUCUGUUCUUAGAAGUAGCCUAGUCUGUUGAUAUCAAGGACCCCCUUUAUACAAUGCCAUACAGUCUCAUCAGACAUACUCGUGACUACACUUCAAGGUUUAGAGAGAGCUAUGCUAAGCUACAUGACAUGUGUCACAGUCUGUGAGAUGUGUUACAGCAGAUUCAGAGCCACCUAUCAGCCUAUCAUCACUCUGUGGUAUAGGGAGGUUAUCUGACGGUGGUGUGGGAUGGUAUAGGGAGGUUAUCGGAUGGUAGUGGUGUGGUGUGGCAUAGGGAGGUUAUCUAACGGUAAUGGUGUGGUGUGGCAUAGGGAGGUUAUCGGAUGGUAGUGGUGUGGUCUGGGGCUGUUUUUCAUGGUUCGGGUUAGGCCCUUUAGUUCCAGUGAAGGGAAAUCUUAACGCUACAGCAUACAAUGACAUUUUAGACUAUUCUGUGCUUCCAACUUUGUGGCCAAAUUUUGGGGAAGGCCCUUUCCUGUUUCAGCAUGACCAUGCCCACGUGCACAAAGCGAGGUCCACACAGAAAUGGUUUGUCGAGAUCGGUGUGGAAGAACUUGACUGGCCUGCACAGAGCCCUGACCUCAACCCCAUUAAACACCUUUGGGAUAAAUUAGAACGCCGACUGCGAGCCAGGCCUAAUCGCCCAACAUCAGCAAAAUGAAUAGGAAAUGUAGUCAUUGACAAGGUUAGAAAUAAUGAUUGUGUCCUUCAAACUUUGCUUUCGUCAAAGAAUCCUCCAUUUGCAGCAAUUACAGCCUUGCAGACCUUUGGCAUUCUAGAUGUCAAUUUGUUGAGGUAAUCUGAAGAGAUUUCACCCCAUGCUUCCUGAAGCACCUCCCACAAGUUGGAUUGGCUUGAUGGGCACUUCUUACGUACCAUACGGUCAAGCUGCUCCCACAACAGCUCAAUAGGGUUGAGAUCCGGUGACUGUGCUGGCCACUCUAUUAUAGACAGAAUACCAGCUGACUGCUUCUUCCCUAAAUAGUUAUUGCAUAGUUUGGAGCUGUGCUUUGGGUCAUUGUCCUGUUGUAGGAGGAAAUUGGCUCCAAUCAAGCGCCGUCCACAGGGAAUGGCAUGGCGUUGCAAAAUGGAGUGAAAGCCUUCCUUCUUCAAGAUCCCUUUUACCCUGUACAAAUCUCCCACUUUACCAUCACCAAAGCACCCCCAGACCAUCACAUUGCCUCCACCAUGCUUGACAGAUGGCAUCAAACUCCUCCAGCAUCUUUUCCUUUGGUCUGUGUCUCACAAAUGUUCUUCUUUGUGAUCCGAACACCUCAAACUUCAAUGUGUCUGUCCAUAACACUUUUUUCCAAUCUUCCUCUGUCCAGUGUUCUUUUUCCCAUCUUAAUCUUUUAUUUUUAUUGGCCAGUCCGAGAUAUGGCUUUUUCUUUGCAAGUCUGCCUAGAAGGUCAGCAUCCCGGAGUCGCUUCUUCACUGUUGACGUUGAGACUGGUGUUUUGCGGGUACUAUUUAAUGAAGCUGCCAGUUGAGGACCUGUGAGGCGUCUGUUUCUCAAACUAGACACUCUAAUGUAUUUGUCCUCUUGCUCAGUUGUGCACCGGGGCCACCCACUCCUCUUUCGAUUCUGGUUAGAGACUGUUUGCGCUGUUCUGUGAAGGGAGUAGUACACAGCGUUGUACGAGAUCUUCAGUUUCUUCUUCUCGUAUGGAAUAGCCUUCAUUUCUCAGAACAAGAAUAGACUGACGAGUUUCAGAAGAAAGUUAUUUGUUUUUGGCCAUUUUGAGCCUGUAAUCGAACCCACAAUUGCUGAUGCUCCAGAUACUCAACUAGUCUCAAGAAGGCCAGUUUUAUUGCUUCUUUAAUCAGCACAACAGUUUUCAGCUGUGCUAACAUAUUUACAAAAGGGUUUUCUAAUCCAAUUAACCUUUUAAAAUGAUAAACUUGGAUUAGCAAACACAACGUGCCAUUGGAACACAGGACUGAUGGUUGCUGAUAAUGGGCCUCUGUACGCCUAUGUAGAUAUUCCAUAAAAAAUCUGCCGUUUCCAGCUACAAUAGCCAUUUACAAUAUUAACAAUGUCUACACUGUAUCUCUGAUCAAUUCUAUGUUAUUUUAAUGGCCUAAGAUUGAAUCGUACUACACCGGCUCUGACGCUCUUCGGAUGUGGCAGGGCUUGAAAACUAUUACAGACUACAAAGGGGAACACAGCCGCAAGCUGCCCAGUGACACAAUACUUCCAGAUGAGCUAAACCACUUCUAUGCUCGCUUCGAGGCAAGCAACACUAAAGCAUGCAUGAGAGCACCAGCUGUUCCGGAUGACUAUGUGAUCACGCUCUCCGUAGCCAAUGUGAGUAAGACUUUUAAGCAGGUCAACAUUCACAAGGCCGCAGGGCCAGACGGAUUACCAGGACGUGUACUCCGAGCAUGUGCUGACCAACUGGCAAGUGUCUUCACUGACAUUUUCAACAUGUCCCUGACUGAGUAUGUAAUACCAACAUGUUUCAAGCAGACCACCAUAGUCCCCGUGCCCAAGGACACUAAGAUAACCUGCCUAAAUGACUACCGACCCGUAGCACUGACGUCAGUAGCCAUGAAGUGCUUUGAAAGGCUGGUCAUGGCUCACAUCAAUACCAUUAUCCCAGAAACCCUAAACCCACUCCAAUUUGCAUACCGCCCCAACAGAUCCACAGAUGAUGCAAUCUCUAUUGCACUCCACACUGCCCUUUCCCACCUGGACAAGAGGAACAUAUACGUGACAAUGCUAUUCAUUGACUACAGCUCAGCAUUCAACACCAUAGUGCCCUCAAAGCUCAUCACUAAGCUAAGGAUCCUGGGACUAAACACCUCCCUCUGUAACUGGAUCCUGGACUUCCUGACGGGCCGCCCCCAGGUAGUAAGGGUAGGUAACAAAACAUCUGCCACACUGAUCCUCAACACGGGUGCCCCUCAUGGGUGCGUGCUCAGUCCCCUCCUGUGCUUCCUGUUCACCCAUGACUGCAUGGCCAGGCACGACUCCAACACCAUCAUUAAUUUGCCGACGACACAACAGUGGUAGGCCUGAUUACCGACAAUGAUGAGACAGCCUAUAGGGAGGAGGUCAGAGACCUGGCCGUGUGGUGCCAGGAUAACAACCUCUCCCUCAACGUGACCAAGACAAAGGAGAUGAUUGUGGACUACAGGAAAAAAAAGAGGACUAAGCACGCCCCCAUUCUCAUCGACGGGGCUGUAGUGGAGGUCCAAAAAACUUCUCAACAGCUUCUACCCCCAAGCCAUAAAACUCCUGAACAGCUAAUCAUGGCUACCCGGACUAUUUGCACUGCCCCCUCACCCCCACCCCAUCUUUUUACGCUGCUGCUACUCUGUUAAUUAUUUAUGCAUAGUCACUUUAACUCUACCCACAUGUACAUAUUACUUCAACUACCUCAACUAGCCGGUGCCCCCGCACAUUGACUCUGCACCGGUACCCCCCUGUAUAUACAGUGGGGGAAAAAAGUAUUUAGUCAGCCACCAAUUGUGCAAGUUCUCCCACUUAAAAAGAUGAGAGAGGCCUGUCAUUUUCAUCAUAGGUACACGUCAACUAUGACAGACAAAAUGAGAAAAAAAUUCCAGAAAAUCACAUUGUAGGAUUUUUUAUGAAUUUAUUUGCAAAUUAUGGUGGAAAAUAAGUAUUUGGUCAAUAACAGAAGUUUCUCAAUACUUUGUUAUAUACCCUUUGUUGGCAAUGACACAGGUCAAAUGUUUUCUGUAGGUCUUCACAAGGUUUUCACACACUGUUGCUGGUAUUUUGGCCCAUUCCUCCAUGCAGAUCUCCUCUAGAGCAGUGAUGUUUUGGGGCUGUCGCUGGGCAACACAGACUUUCAACUCUCUCCAAAGAUUUUCUAUGGGGUUGAGAUAUGGAGACUGGCUAGGCCACUCCAGGACCUUAAAAUGCUUCUUACGAAGCCACUCCUUCGUUGCCCGGGCGGUGUGUUUGGGAUCAUUGUCAUGCUGAAAGACCCAGCCACGUUUCAUCUUCAAUGCCCUUGCUGAUGGAAGGAGGUUUUCACUCAAAAUCUCACGAUACAUGGCCCCAUUCAUUCUUUCCUUUACACGGAUCAGUCGUCCUGGUCCCUUUGCAGAAAAACAGCCCCAAAGCAUGAUGUUUCCACCCCCAUGCUUCACAGUAGGUAUGGUGUUCUUUGGAUGCAACUCAGCAUUCUUUGUCCUCCAAACACGACGAGUUGAGUUUUUACCAAAAAGUUAUAUUUUGGUUUCAUCUGACCAUAUGACAUUCUCCCAAUCCUCUUCUGGAUCAUCCAAAUGCACUCUAGCAAACUUCAGACGGGCCUGGACAUGUACUGGCUUAAGCAGGGGGACACGUCUGGCACUGCAGGAUUUCAGUCCCUGGCGGCGUAGUGUGUUACUGAUGGUAGGCUUUGUUACUUUGGUCCCAGCUCUCUGCAGGUCAUUCACUAGGUCCCCCCGUGUGGUUCUGGGAUUUUUGCUCACCGUUCUUGUGAUCAUUUUGACCCCACGGGGUGAGAUCUUGCGUGGAGCCCCAGAUUGAGGGAGAUUAUCAGUGGUCUUGUAUGUCUUCCAUUUCCUAAUAAUUGCUCCCACAGUUGAUUUCUUCAAACCAAGCUGCUUACCUAUUGCAGAUUCAGUCUUCCCAGCCUGGUGCAGGUCUACAAUUUUGUUUCUGGUGUCCUUUGACAGCUCUUUGGUCUUGGCCAUAGUGGAGUUUGGAGUGUGACUGUUUGAGGUUGUGGACAGGUGUCUUUUAUACUGAUAACAAGUUCAAACAGGUGCAAUUAAUACAGGUAACGAGUGGAGGACAGAGGAGCCUCUUAAAGAAGAAGUUACAGGUCUGUGAGAGACAGAAAUCUUGCUUGUUUGUAGGUGACCAAAUACUUAUUUUCCACCAUAAUUUGCAAAUAAAUUCAUUAAAAAUCCUACAAUGAGAUUUUCUGGAAAGAAAUUCUCAAUUUGUCUGUCAUAGUUGACGUGUACCUAUGAUGAAAAUUACAGGCCUCUCUCAUCUUUUUAAGUGGGAGAACUUGCACAAUUGGUGGCUGACUAAAUACUUUUUUCCCCCACUGUAUAGCCUCCCUACUGUUAUUUUAUUUGACUUCUGCUCUUUUUUUCUCAACACUUUUUUGUUGUUUUAUUUUACUUUUUUAUAAAAAAAAUAAAUGCACUGUUGGUUAAGGGCUGUAAGUAAGCAUUUCACUGUAAUGUCUGCACCUGUUGUAUUUGGCGCUUGUGGCCAAUAAAAUUUGAUUUGAUUUGUGAUUGCUAGGUUUAGCUCAUUUCCCCUUUCCAGGGCAGGGCUGACGUGACCCCGUCCCUUGUUAGGGCCACAAGCCAGGCCAGCAGGGCCCAGCAGACAGCCAGUUCUCACUGUGUUUACCUCUCUCACAGUUAACAGUGGAGGGCACAGACCUGUAACUAAGAGCCCAACCAAUAUAUUGGUUCACCGAUAUGAUCGGCCGAUAUUGGCCUUUUACAGAUGUAUCGGUCGAUAAUUCCACUGAUAACCGAUAUUCAAUAAAUAGGAUGAAAAAAAUGAAUUUCAUGCUGAUCUGAACACUUGCUGUCAUUCUCUUUGUGUCAUUAUUGUCACAAUGUAUGAAAUCAACAGUUAUUGUUUAAUUGCUCUUUUGGAUGGCAAUUUAUUCGAAUUCAGUGUGGAAAAAUAACACUUUUUCAUUUCCCCGCAGUAAAACAGUAUAUUGGCAGAUACAGUGCCUUGAAAAAGUAUUCAGACCCCUUGGAUUUCUUCACAUUGUAUUGUGUUACGAAGUGGGAUUAAAAUGGAUUUAAUUGAAAAAUACAACAACAAAAAACUUUAAUAUCAAAGUGGAAGAUUUUGAUGAAUAAAAAAAUUCAUAAAUUAGUUUAGGAGUAAAAUCUGGCUUAGCAAAUCACAUAAUGUACUCACUCUGUAUGAAAUAAUGGUGGUUGACAUGAUUUUUGAAUGACUAACCCUUCCUCUGUCCCCCAUACAUACAACAUCUGUAGGUACCUCAGUCAAGUAUUGAAUUUCAAGCAACGAUUCAACUACAAAGACCAGGGAGCUUUUCAAAAGCCUCAUAAAGAAGGGCAGUAGAUGGGAACAAUAACAAAUCCGACGUUUAAAUAUCUCUUUAAGCAUGGUCAAGUUAAUAAUUAUGCUGUGGAUUAUAAAUUAAAUCACCCGAACACAUCAAAGAUACAGUUGUCCUUCUGAACUGAGCUGCAGGACAUGAAUGAAACUGCUCAGGGAUGUUACCAUAAGGCAAUUGGUGAUUUUCAAAACAGCUACGGAGUCUGUGAUGGUAGAAAACUGAGGAUGGAUCAACAACAUUGUAGUGACUCCACAAUAAUGACCUACAUGACAGAGUGAAAAGAAGAAUACAAAUAUACAGAACUUGCAAGGCACUGUAUAUCGGUAUCGUUAAGUUUUGUCCCAGGUCUCAAGUAAAGAGCUUUACUCACUCUCCAUGCAAUUUUUCUUUUAAAUAUGUUUUCUAAUUGGGGUGGUUUCUUAUUGCACCCUAUUAUGAGAAUUACAUUGAGAUCAGAUAUGUUUGUGUAGUUAGUGAAUUUCCUGUCUCCAGCCUGUAUUUUUGAAGUAUCUCACUUGUACUUAUUUUUGUCAGUUAUGGGUUCUGUAAAAAUACAAUUGCUUCCUCUUGAAUAUCCAGUUUAUUCAAAGGCGUGUUUUAUAUUCACCUCAGGUUUAGUGCUGAGUUUGAUUGUGUUGGAGCGAAGAGGAGAAAAAAAUAAAAAUAAAAAAAACUUUUCAGAUAAUUAGCUGUUAAAUCACCCUCACAGGAAAAGAGCAGUUUUAGCAUAAAAAAUGUGUUCUGUUUGGGAAGUGUGAUAUUUUGAAAGAUUCAUCCUAGCAGUUUGAAUUAAUUAGAUGUUAUUAAAAUAUAUUUGGCAAAUGACACAUGAACAUAGAUGAAAGCAUUUUUUUUAGAAGCUGUGAUGAAUCGGAGUAAAUCUGUUUUUCUUCCUCCCUGCUCUCUUUAAAUCCUUGAAGUUCCACAUCUCUGCUCAUAACAUGAGCCAACAGUGCCACCUAUGGACCAAUCCCAGGCAUUGCCUAACCAAACCUAACUCACAACACCCUUCGGUUUCUCACAUGGGAUCAUUUUCAGUGGAACCAUUGGGGGAAAAAAUGCCCAAUUAUGAUAACCCCCCCCCCCCCCCCCCCCAAUCCCAAUAGUGGUGAUAAUCGCAGAGUGACAAUGUGCCCCUCUUGCACCACCCCCCCCCCCCCGUGCGUGGCUGUGUAUGGUCCGCUCUCUGUGAAGUGUGUAACCCGAUAGACACGCGAGCCAUAACAUACCCCAGCCCAUCCUGCCAUGGCGCUGAUCUUUGAACCUGGCCUUUGAGGAGGAGAAAUAACUGUCUUGUCAGAGGCAGAGGGGAUCUUUCACUCCGUCCUCAGCGUGUGUGUGUGUGUUAUGAAUGUAAAGCGGUCUGAUGCCAACAGAUCUGAUGGCUCCACUUCCCCUGCCCUGCCUAGCAUAUGUCUCAUAAAUCAGACCACAGAUUGAAUGUCAGCAUGUCACUCUCUAUCUUAUAUCUCACCAUGAGGGGUUCAAUGUUUUAAGAGGAAAUCGUUUUGAAUGGAAAAUGUCUGUUCAGUUUAGAACUAAACAUUUAAAAUCCAUAACUUGUAUAAUGCAUGCAUUAUGCUUCUAUACAUUUUUCAGUGAUAUUCUCGUCCAGUAAAUGGAUGGAACGUACAGCAUUCAUAACAUAAAAUUAGGUGAAGUUAUGAUUCUUCUCUAUUCAUUUCUGUGCCCAGAGCUGUUGCCCUGGCCUCACCUUCACCUGUCCUCCUGUCCUGUACAUCAAUACUGUACAUGCUGCGGAGGGUGGUUGGCUUGGCCAUGCUGCCGUGAUUAAGAUCAGCAGUGUCAGCCACCCUUGGCUGAAACGGCUGCUCCACUCCCACCCCCUCCCAGCAUGCCUGGGGAAAGGUUCAUAUUAGUCAUCUCAAAUCCUUCAAGUUCUUCAUCCCUUCUUUUCUGCUCUGACACACUGGCUCUUUAUGCCUGGUGACACUGUGCGAGAGGACAGGAGAGGAGGAGGGAGGGAGAGUGUCCCUUGAAGGAUAGGUCAGAGGCCCUAGGUUACAUAAUAACACGUUUCUAUCUUCAUCCUCCACACAUGGUGCUAUAAGCAUUAGCUUCUAGCUCUAAUAUCCUGGCUUGUUCAAACUUCCCAUACUCUUUUCCCUCAAUCCCCUUGCAACUCAACUAGAUACCUUUUUUGCAGUAAAAUAAGUCAAUGUUUUUUAUUAUAUAAAUAAAAAAGUUGUUACUCUAUCUCUGUAUUUUAUGUUAGUUCUCUUGAAGGCACAUUUAAGCAUACUUGGUAUCUCUCCACUAGUAUGUUGAGGAAACAAAAACUUGAAGAACUUGGAUAGAAAUAGAAAGAUGUCAACUGCAGUUCAAUGACCCUGCAACCUCUCAACUAAUCAGUGGCAACAAUAGGUUCCAGCUCAUUAGGCUGAUGGGGAACAAUAGAUUAUAUUAAUACCUAGGCUUUUAAUUAUGAACCGUCUAAUUAGCAGCAACAUUUCUGUCACAUUCCUGCCCUGGCUCUGUGGAGGAUGGAAAUGUUACAUUCAGAUCUUAUUUCCUGCCAUGUAAUUAAUUAGACUUUUCAGGAACACAAUGCUUUCAAACAUCGUUAUUACUGAGUGAUAGCCUAUCCCAGGGCGGUGUAGGCUACUACACCCUGAACUUUCUUUUUUUCUUCCCUUUUUAUCAAGCCAAAUUCUCGAGAUGUCACGGAAAAAUACUGGAGAGCACCAGGCUGCAGUCCCCUUUGGCCUUUGUAGAUGUUCAAACAUUCCCUUCCGUUGGUGCGUGUUAAAACACCACAUUUUUUGCGAGAUAAUCCCUGUGUUAAACACACAGACACACUCUCCCCAUCCCCAGCGUCACCCUCCACCCCCCACUCCAUUAUCGACAGCAGCAGACUGGGCUGGGGCCCUCCGAGAUUGGAGAGGGGGAGUCGACCGUCCGUCCACCAGUCCAAACAUUAUUUUUCUAUUUUUUUCUCUUCUUCUUCUUCUCUUCAUUUCUGGAUUCUAUUGUGUUGUCGUCAUAGCCUUUUCAGAAGCCUUUAGAAGCCUGGCGUGGCGUUGCUGCAGGUGCCGUAGUGGAGAGGUCCUGCUGUGAGGGGUAGGAGAGAAGGAGGAGAGGAAAGAAGAAUAGAACAGGCAGAGGAGUCUGGUGUUGAACCUGGAGCCCUGUGUUAUCGAUCAGGGGGCCGAGGUGUUAGGAGUCAGUCGUUACAAAGCACAGCGGUGUGUUGUGAGGUUAGAAAAUCAAACACGCCUACUCUUAUUACCAGCACAGCACAGUGCCGUGUUAGGCACAUGGGGGCUCAAAGAAAAUGGAUUUCUUUAAAAAGCUGCUUAAUGCAUAAAUCACAACCGGUGAGGUCACAGAGAGGCUUUAUGAGAUAGGAUCAAUAAGAAGACUAAUGUGAGGCUCUUGUACCUGUUAUGUGGGGCAAAGAUGCAUUUUUUCCCCUUCUCACAGGUAUAAUUAGCAGUGUGGUAGUAGCAUUAACAGUGGAUAAUGCUCUUCAAAAGUUAAUAUCAAUUAGUUUCAUGCGUUUUCAGGACAAGUGUAGGCUGGCUGUGUGUAAUCUAGCUUGUCUCAUGUUCUUCUAAUGAGGCUAGUAGCAUUGCCUAGAUUCCUGUUAAACUACAGUGCGGCCAGGCACUCACUGCCUGGGUCUCCUUCUAGCUGUGAUAGCCCAUUGUUAUCUUUUCCUUUGGUCUGAGACUGACUGCUGACUGGAACAGAGACAGUCAGUGGGGUGAGAUUGUGGGUUGUUUUGCACACGAGGAAGGAUAGCAUUACCGUUGAGAUAAUGGCCGUCUGUAUUGUUCUCGCCCCUGUGUGGAAGUGGCGGGACAGGAUCUAUUAGACUCAGGCACAUUUCCCUCAGACCCAACCGACAUAGCUAACGGAACAGUCAGUCCCACACAAACAUUAGAUAAAGAGCCUAGCCUAAAGCCUUUGUAAUUUGUUUGUAUUUUUCUGCUUAAUGUACUUUGCUCAAUCUUGUUUAGUGAUGAUGGAAACAGAUAGCCUUAUCUUGGCUUGCCAAGGGCAGGAGCUGCUAUGGCUGGUUGGGUAAACAUUGUUCCAAAUGGAGGAUUUUUCUCCCCUGGCCACAGAGAUGGAUUGUAGACAUAGCUCUGAGUUAUUUGCAUCAGAUUGCUCAGGACUAGGCUAAUAUUUUAUUUUGGGCGGUCUGUUUAAGAGUGGAUGUUGCACUUACUUUCAUGGAUAGUGUGUGUGGACUAUGUGAGUCACUCGCACAUGGUUUCUGAGUUGUUUGAUUGGUUAAACCACAAGGGAGUCUGAGAGUUGAUCAUUUUCUGUAGCUUUUUUUACUACCCUUUUCCCAGUUUUCCACUGAGAUCCACUGAUAAAAGAAGAGUUCAUCACCCAUGUGAAAAGGAAUGUGCCAUGAGCAUAAAUCAGACCCUCAUUGCUUCAUUAUCAGUUCUCAGCCGUUUCAACAACUUGAAGAGAGAUCUGGGUAAAUAAUGAGAAGUAAUUGGAACAGAGACCGUCCGUCUAAAAACAACAGCCGUUUCACACAAAUACAAAAACACUCAGAGGCUCCUUGGCCCAGAGCGCUCGGAGAGCACCCUGUUGUGAAGAAGUCAUUCACCUUUUCUUUGCUAGCUGCCUGUCGUCGGUCAGGCCCAAAAGUGUCUGUCUGCCUUUCCCUCCUCCCUCCCUCUCGUCUGACUGACCGGAUGGCUAAGGGAUAGCUCUUAGUCAGUGAAAUCCCACCAACCAUCUCCCCGAAAAUUAAGCAGACUUUGACUUUUAUGUUUUGUUUUGCGAAGCAUUCCCUGAGAGAAGUAUUUGUGGCAGCCCCCGUGCCCCCUGCAGCUAAAGCCAUAACCAGCCGAAGAAAAACACUGUCUGGAGUCUGGAGUGUGUAAAAACUGCAUCACAGCCAUAUUUUCCCCCUCUCUCUCUGAAGAGGGAGGGGGCCGGGAGACCACCAAGAUGUCUGAGGCUCAGAACGAGAAGGGAGGACGAGUGGUCCCGAGAUGUUUGGUUGUAUCCUGACUGAGUUUUUCCCCAAUUGACAACCUCAGCAGGAAAGCAUUUGCAUCUUGGAGAGGAGCAGGACGGAGAGGAGCACGUGAAGGCUUGUUGUGGCGUGACACCGGUUGCCAUGGUGUGUGAUGAUUCCUUAUGAACCCUCCUGAAAUCUCACUGGCUGGAAGCUACCCAGACAACCGUCUCCCUGUCUUGGUGUCUCAGACAGUCCCACCUCACCUCAGCCAACUGAGAAUGUUUCAGUGACAGAGGAAGGAUUAAGGUUUGUUUUAUGCCCUACGGAAAAGGAGAGUCACAUCAGGCGUUUGUCCUGAUUCUUUCUGGAGGGAUGCAGAUGGAGAUGCAGGCCGUCUGGAACUGUUUGCAACAUAUCCUGUGUUUUGACCUGAAAAUUCUCCAUAUUGAUCUCUUAUUUCUGAAUUGCCAGGAUUCUUUAAAAAAAGGGUUGAUAAACCCUUCUACCUUUUCCCACUGCUUGCUUCCCAGCGUUUAGUUAGUUUUCCAUGCAUGUUGAUAUGGAAACCCUUCUUGGCCCUGCUUGCUGCUGAAUCCAAGGCUUUGUGCUUGGUUUGGCUCAGGCCCUCUGUCUGCCUGCCUGCCUGGCUGUCUGACGUCUGGGCCUCUGUUUACGUAACCAUAUAUAUUUAAGAGGAAACUCGUGAAACGUUAAUCUCUCUACUUUUUAACCCUGAUGAAGUUCUACGUUUUCCAGCUGUGCGGUGUGGCAUAUUUAUGCACCGGCCCUAUCGGUGAACACAGCUCUGUCACUGUUAAUGAAUCACAGCACUGCGAGUGUGUGUGUGUGUGUGUGUCUGUGUGUCUGUGUGUGUGUGUGUGUGUGUGUGUGUGUGUGUGUGUGUGUGUGCACUGCAGGCUGGAAGACUCGAGCUGUAACAAGCUGAAAUGGCCCUAAAAAAAAGCUCUCCCCUGUCUACAAACACCUCAGUGGGAAUGUGUUGAAAGUGAAGUGUUGCGUCUUCUUUUCCUCCAGAAUCCAGCCCAGAACAGUCUGGUUGUGUCAGCCGUCAUCGUUCUGAGGCUGAUAGGCGUCACUCAUCGUGGUGACAGUGAUGAGACAAUGGACAUUGUCAUAUCCUUCUGUUCAGACCACACCUGGCAUUAGAGGCCUCUCUGAGGACUAUAGUUCCUCUUAUGAAACUCACUGUCUCACUCCGUCCCGCAUCAUCAUCAUCCCUGGGACUCGUCUGGACUGUAUACAAGGCCGGCUAUAUUAACAUUUUUUUUCAUCCAUUAUUUUGUUUACUGUUGAGGAGUGACGCAUGAUGAGUCAUGGAGGGAACACAACCGUUAACACAAAGGAUAGGCCUGUCUGUCAACAGCUGCUUCUAACAGCCAGCUUCUCCAAUUUACCAAAGGGAACAUCUCAGAGUCUGGAACCACUAAAAAGGUUUUAGUUUGAGUAUGUUUUACAAAGACAGCAUUCCCUAUGGACAGCUUUUUAGUUGUUAUUGUUUUCUUUGCCCACAUUUGGGAUGAUGAACCUCACCACCACGCAUAUUGUGGUUGUUAGUAUUUGUGACACUUUUCUUGUUGGUAUACCAUAAUAUACACCCAAAUCAGGGUCAAGAUUUUAGUCUUCCACACACAUAUUGUUUCAAGUUUUAAUGUCACAUGCACAAGUACAGUGAAAUGCAUUUAUUGCAAGCUCUAACUGCAACAAUGCAGAAAUCAAUAACAAUGUAAUACUAAAAAUAACAAGGUAGAACAAAAACACACGAGAUAUAAAAAUAAGAAUUAAGAACACGAUAAAAUAAGUAAGCAUACUAUAUACAGGGUCAGUUCCAGUACCAUAUUUACAAUGUGCAGGGAUACUGGAUCAGAUGACCUGGCCUCCACAAUCCCCCGACCUCAACCAAAUUGAGAUGGUUUGUGAUGAGUCGGACUGCAGAGUGAAGGAAAAGCAGCCAACAAGUGCUCAGCAUACAGUUGAAGUCGGAAGUUUACAUACACCUUAGCCAAAUACAUUUAAACUCAGUUUUUCACAAUUCCUGACACUUAAUCCUAGUAAAAAUUCCCUGUCUUAGAUCAGUUAGGAUCACCACUUUAUUUUAAGAAUGUGAAAUGUCAGAAUAAUAGUAGAGAGAAUGAUUUAUUUCAGCUUUUAUUUGUUUCAUCACAUUCCCAGUGGGUCAGAAGUUUAUGUACACUCAAUUAGUAUUUGGUAGCAUUGCCUUUAAAUUGUUUAACUUGGGUCAAACGUUUCGGGUAGCCUUUCACAAGCUUCGCACAAUAAGUUGGUUGAAUUUUGGCCCAUUCCUCCUGACAGAGCUGGUGUAACUGAGUCAGGUUUGUAGGCCUCCUUGCUCGCACAUGCUUUUUCAGUUCUGCCCACAAAUGUUCUAUAGGAUUGAGGUCAGGGCUUUGUGAUGGCCACUCCAAUACCUUGACUUUGUUGUCCUUAAGCCAUUUUGCCACAACUUUGGAAAUAUGCUUGGGGUCAUUGUCCAUUUGGAAGACCCAUUUGCGACCAAGCUUUAACUUCCUGACUGAUGUCUUGAGAUAUUGCUUCAAUAUAUCCACAUAAUCUUCCUUCCUCAUGAUGCCAUCUAUUUUGUGAAGUGCACCAGUCACUCCUGCAGCAAAGCACCCCCACAGCAUGAUGCUGCCACCCCCGUGCUUCACGGUUGGGAUGGUGUUCUUCAGCUUGCAAGCAGCCCCCUUUUUCCUCCAAACAUAACGAUGGUCAUUAUGGCCAAACAGUUCUAUUUUUGUUUCAUCAGACCAGAGGACAUUUCUCCAAAAAGUACGAUCUUUGUCCCCAUGUGCAGUUGCAAACCGUAGUCUGGCUUUUGUAUGGCGGUUUUGGAGCAGUGGCUUCUUCCUUGCUGAGCGGCCUUUCAGGUUAUGUCGAUAUAGGACUUGUUUUACUGUGGAUAUACGUACUUUUGUACCUGUUUCCUCUAGCAUCUUCACAAGGUCCUUUGCUGCUGUUCUGGGAUUGGUUUGCACUUUUCGCACCAAAGUACGUUCAUCUCUAGGAGACAGAACGCGUCUCCUUCCUGAGCGGUAUGACGGCUGCGUGGUCCCAUGGUGUUUAUACUUGCAUACUAUUGUUUGUACAGAUGAAUGUAGUACCUUCAGGCAUUUGGAAAUUGCUCCCAAGGAUGAAGCAGACUUGUGUAGGUCUACAAAAUAUUUUUUGGAGGUCUUGGCUGAUUUCUUUGGAUUUUCCCAUGAUGUCAAGCAAAGAGGCACUGAGUUUGAAGGUCGGCCUUGAAAUACGUCCACAGGUACACCUCCAAUUGACUCAAAUGAUGUCAAUUAGCCUAUCAGAAGCUUCUAAAGCCAUGACAUAAUUUCCUGGAAUUUUCCAAGCUGUUUAAAGGCACAGUCAACUUAGUGUAUGUAAACUUCUGACCCACUGGAAUUGUGAAACAGUGAAUUAUAAGUGAAAUAAUCUGUCUGUAAACAAUUGUUGGAAAAAUAACGUGUCAUGCACAAAGUAGAUGUCCUAACCGACUUGCCAAAACUAUAGUUUGUUAACAAGAAAUGUGUGGAGUGGUUGAAAAACGAGUUUUGAUGUCUCCAACCUAAGUGUAUGUAAACUUCUGACUUCAACUGUAUGUGGGAACUCCUUCAAGACUGUUGGAAAAGCAUUCCAGGUGAAGCUGGUUGAGAGAAUACCAAGAGUGUGCAAAGCUGUCAUCAAGGCAAAUGGUGACUAUUUGAAGAUUCGUAAAUAUAAAAUAUAUUUUGAUUUGUUUAACACUUUUUGGUUACUACAUGAUUCCAUAUGUGUUAUUUCAUAGUUUUGAUGUCUUCACUAUUAUUCUACAAUGUAGAAAAUAGUAAAAAUAAAGAAAAACCUUUGAAUGAGUAGGUGUUCUAAAACCUUUGACCGGUAGUGUAUGUAUAGGGGUAAGGUGACUCGGCAUCAGGAUAUAUGAUGAACAGAGUAGCAGCAGUGUAUAUGAUGAUUGUAUGUGAGUGGGUGUGUAGAGUCAGUAUAAAUGUAUGUGCAUAUUAUGUGUGUGUGAGCAAAUUAUGGAGUGAGUGUUUGUAAGUGUGUUGGAGUAUCAGUGUGUGUAGUGUGUAGGGCCCUGUGACUGCAUAGAGACAGUGCAAAAAUGUGAAUUAAAUACAAAAUUGAUUUACUCGUUUCUGGCCCUGUGCUGAACCAUCUGACCUAUCCUGUUACAGUCCACUGCUUUACACUUGAACCCAAACUGCUGUUGCUCCCCAUCUCCUUCACAACCCAGAGAGCACUGUAGCUAGGUCACCUAGCUAGCCUAGCUGGGGUUGUGUUGUGUAUGAAGGGAAUGAUAAUGAUGCUGAUAACACAAAUAAACAGCAUAGCAAUUUCCCCCAUCCCACUGGAAGGCUCCUGUGACUGUCACAUCCAUGACCACAGAGGUGUCUGAACAUACCCCUAACAAGGCCCCUGGAGUGUUGUCCCAAAUUUUAUUAAGCACAAAUUGCUUGAACCCCACGCUUUACACCCAGACCUCCAGCACAGCACACAUCGUCAUAACAGAACAGGGGCCCCCUGUGUCACCCCUGUGUAGCGGAGCACGGGAGAACAAUCCCAUUUCAUUAGAACAGGCCCAGAGCAGAGCUGAUAUAAUGGCGCCUGAGCCAUUAAAACCAUGUCGUGUCCAGUCACUCACUAAUGGAACGGGGUGGGGAGGGGGGGGGGGGUGUCGGUAUGACAACAAGGACAUGCCGGGGCGCGUGACGGUACCGUGUGCCCUUGAGCAAACUGUCAUUCAAGGCACUUUAAUUAAUUUCUCAGGCCCUGUCUUCCUGCCUAGUCAUGCUAUGAGGCCGGGGCAGUAACACUAACAUGCAGGAAGGCACGUAAACACCAUGAGCCAGGAGGAAAGACUGACUGUGUAAAUACCUGCUUCUAUAUGGUAUUACAAUAAGAGCUGUUUUUUGCUAAUCGUUCAGUGCAAAGGCGAACUUGCUUUAUUGAAUACCAGAUAUCUAAUGAUUUUACGAUAGUUACUAUGGUUAAUGGCUAAUAGUCUGAAUCGGAGGACACAGGCCCUUUGGAUUAGGCCUAAUUUAGAAACAAAUCUCUGGAGUUUUGAGUAUGUCAUUAAGACUUUGUUUUGAUCAUCUACACAAUCAUUUAAUGAGCGUUCUGAUGUACUUAAUGAAUAUGUGAAGUUUGAAUAUUUUAUAGCUUCCUAAUUGCCCUGUUUUCUAUUAAUUACUUUGGUAUAUUAAAUAUUAAUCCAGAUGGAGUGAUAUGAUUGAUAACAUAAAGUACCCUAUUUAAAAUCUAAGAUGAAAAUGGAUGGUCUGUUUGAUGUUCAGUAAAAUACUGCCCUUACAGAAUCCCCUUUCACUUUGAAAGUGGUAAUGCUACGUAGUUUCAAUCAAGUUCCAAACUUUGUUUGUGCAUUUUUUGCUUGCAUUUAUAUCAUUGUAUUUUUAUCAUUGAUUCUUAGUAGUAGUAGUGGUUUUCCCAAGGGGAAAUUAGUUUUGCAGCACUAUUAAACUCAAGACACUACAGACAGAUUUGGGAUAAAAGUUGGUCUGUCAAUAUUGAUGCAAAACUUGAUGAAUAAGAAUUCAGGAAAAGGGUUGACUCAUCAAGCAUUUUAUGUAAGUAGAAGAAGUAGAUCAACAUCGUGCUACAUGAUGGGCAUGCCUCUGUCUUUUUAGAUUAUAUCUCUGUAUCUGCACUUCGGCUAUAGGCCUACAGUUGAAGUCGGAAGUUUGCAUACAGCCAAAUACAUUUAAACUCAGUUUUUUAUAAUUCCUGACAUUUAAUCCUAGUAAAAAUACCCUGUCUUGGGUCAGUUAGGAUCAGCACUUUAUUUUAAGAAUGUGAAAUGUCAGAAUAAUAGUAGAGAGAAUUAUUUAUUUCAGCUUUUAUUUCUUUCAUCACAUUCCCAGUGGGUCAGAAGUUUACAUACACUCAAUUAGUAUUUGGUAGCAUUGCCUUUAAAUUGUUUAACUUGGGUCAAACGUUUCGGGUAGCCUUCCACAAGCUUCCCACAAUAAGUUGGGUGAAUUUUGGCCCAUUCCUCCUGACAAAGCUGGUGUAACUGAGUCAGGUUUGUAGGCCUCCUUGCUCGCACACGCUUUUUCAGUUCUGCCCACAAAUGUUCUAUAGGAUUGAGGUCAGGGCUUUGUGAUGGCCACUCCAAUACCUUGACUUUGUUGUCCUUAAGCCAUUUUGCCACAACUUUGGAAGUAUGCUUGGGGUCAUUGUCCAUUUGGAAGACCAAUUUGCGACCAAGCUUUCACUUCCUGACUGAUGUCUUGAGAUAUUGCUUCAAUAUAUCCACAUAAUUUUCCUUCCUCAUGAUGCUAUCUAUUUUGUGAAGUGCACCAGUCCCUCCUGCAGCAAAGCACCACCACAACAUGAUGCUGCCACCCCCGUGCUUCACGGUUGGGAUGGUGUUCUUCAGCUUGCAAGCAGACCCCUUUUUCCUCCAAACAUAAUGAUGGUCAUUAUGGCCAAACAGUUCUAUUUUUGUUUUAUCAGACCAGAGGACAUUUCUCCAAAAAGUACGAUCUUUGUCCCCAUGUGCAGUUGAUGUCAAUUAGCCUAUCAGAAGCUUCUAAAGCCAUGACAUCAUUUUCUGGAAUUUUCCAAGCUGUUUAAAGGCACAGUCAACUUAGUGUAUGUAAACUUCUGACCCACUGGAAUUGUGAUACAGUGAAUUAUAAGUGAAAUAAUCUGUCUGUAAACAAUUUGGAAAAAUGACUUGUGUCAUGCACAAAGUAGAUGUCCUAACCAACUUGCCAAAACUAUAGUUUGUUAACAAGAAAUUUGUGGAGUGGUUGAAAAAACUAGUUUUAAUGACUCCAACCUAAGUGUAUGUAAACUUCCGACUUCAACUGUAUGCCAAUGAUACAAUUGAAUUACAUUUGGAUGGUCCAAUGUAUGUAUAUAUAAUUACAAUGUAUAUCACACAUGCUACCUUGAAAUAGAGUUUAAUGACCGUAUUAUUUUUUGGGUGAAGCAUGUCUGGGAGCCUUAAUCUUCUGAGCCCUUAAUAAUUCAGCCCAGUCCAUCCAUUUUCAUGAGGGACGUUUGGGGGGAGGUUUCCUUUAAUGAAUUUGACAAUUAGUAACAGAAGUUAAUGACUGUAUGGGGCUAAGUACCCUGAUGGACAUGGCUGUGGGCCUGAAUGUGCCCGUGCUCCAAGCCAUAUAUCCUAAUUUAAUGUCUUGAGUUUCCUGACGACUACAGCUAGACUAGACAGGCUUUUGUUUAGUCUGCCCCUGAUGGGGGUCCUUGGGGUCCUUCAGCACACCAACAGUCAUGGAGGAGGAACAGAGAGCAUUGUGGGAACAGUCUGAGGUAACAAUGACAUGGUGUCAUUGUAGCUAGAUAUUCUGAAUAAGCAGCAUACCCAUAGUCCAAUAAAUCAUCUUAACUGAAUGUGUAUUAAUUGUAUUGGCUAUACGUUUUGACAGUCACAAUAGAUUUAUUGCGUUAUAAUUCUUAUAGUAGGAUAUCUUUCUGGGAAAAUAUGUGCUGUGAUUUAUAGUACCGUUAUCGUAUAUUCUACCCACAGUCCCAAUGGUAAUACAAUCAAAACAUCCUUCAGCCAGAUGUCACUCAAAGUUUUUAGCGAACAUAUAGUUCAUGAUCCAUCUCACUCUUUUUCAGGUAUUAUCCAACUAUAAAACAUUUAGUUAAAUAUUUUAAGCAGCAUGACAUCAAAGUUUGUGUUUUUAUAGUGUCAUGAAUACAUGGAACACUUCUGCAAUAUCCAUCUCUGUAGAUGUAUUCACACCCGCCUCACAAUUAUUCCCUCUGCCUGCUUUGCUUUCCCACAGCGGAUGAGAAAGCAUGUCUAGAAUUUGUGAAAUCCAAGUCGUUCAGUUUGUCGAGAGCAACGCUAGCCCCUUCUCAUUCCUGGCAGUCUCGACGAUAGCUAUAACGGCGACAAAAACAAAACGUCAUCCAAAAAUAACUCUCUCCAGAGUUUUAAGUAAAGUUAAUACGUUCUUGUUUGCAAACGGUCUAGAAUUAGAGCUAGAGUCUACAUUUCAAAAAGGGGGUGUGAGAGUUUGCUCUUCUCAAUGUCUAGAGUGGAUUGCUAAAGUGGCUAUUAUUGCCUUUUUGUAAUAAUUAUAUCUGUGGCGAAGCUAAGAGCCAUGUAGUUAAAAGAAAGCCCACUUCAUUGUUACUUGAUGAUUCAGGCCUUGGAGUGCCCACUCUUAACAUUAUGUCUGCUUCUGGCUCCCUGAAGGACAGAGGGGAAAGGAGAGGCAUUAUACUCUGUUGUUUAAUCAGGCCCUGCCAAGUUUACAGUUCAAUGACCCAAUCACAUUGUCAACAGUUAGUUAGACACCUCUCAGAGACUGGCCUGUCCUCUACACACUUUUUCUCUUUCUCCCUCUUUCUCUUUCUCUCGUUUCAUCUUUCUCUUUCCCUCUCUCUUCGUCUUUCACUCUCUCUCAAGCUUCGUUUGGCUCUUCAGGAACUGACAUGUUUUUGAGGGAAAAGGUUAUAUCAUUAGAAAAUAGUUAACAGCCCUGCGGCCUAUGUAGAGUAAUACAACAAGCCCUCUUGGCUCUGUGCAGUGCUGAAAUGUUAUCAGUCUGGAGUAAUUAUUGUCACAGGACUCUGAAUUUCCAGAGAUUGAGUUGUAUUGUACAUUACAUUUUAGACUGACUAUAGUGACUUGCUGUACUGUAUGUGUUUGGGCCCAUUUCACAGUGCUAUGACAUUCAGUAGGCAGUAAAGAAUCCAUCACACCAUGGCUGUUCCUGUACUACCCUACCCUAGCCUGUCCCUGUACUACCCUAGCCUGUCCCUGUACUACCCUAGCCUGUCCCUGUACACCCUAGCCUGUCCCUGUACUACCCUACCCUGCUGUCCCUGUAUACCCACCCUGCCCAUACCCUAUGUCCUGUAACCUAGCUGCCUGUAACCCCCCUGCACCUAGGUCCCUACUACCCUAGCCUGUCCCUGUACUACCCUAGCCUGUCCCUGUACUACCCUAGCCUGUCCCUGUACUACCCUAGCCUGUCCCUGUACUACCCUACCCUAGCCUGUCCCUGUACUACCCUCCACCUAGCCUGUCCCUGUACUACCCUAGCCUGUCCCUGUACUACCCUACCCUACCUAGCCUGUCCCUGUACUACCCUAUUCCUGUACUACCCUAGUCUGUCCCUAUACUACCCUACCCUAGCCUGUCCCUGUACUACCCUAGCCUGUCCCUGUACUACCCUAGCCUGUCCCUGUACUACCCUACCCUAGCCUGUCCCUGUACUACCCUAGCCUGUCCCUGUACUACCCUACCCUAGCCUGUCCCUGUACUACCCUACCCUAGCCUGUCCCUGUACUACCCUAGCCUGUCCCUGUACUACCCUACCCUAGCCUGUCCCUGUACUACCCUAGCCUGUCCCUGUACUACCCUACCCUAGCCUGUCCCUGUACUACCCUAGCCUGUCCCUGUACUACCCUAGCCUGUCCCUAUACUACCCUAGCCUGUCCCUAUACUACCCUAGCCUGUCCCUAUACUACCCUACCCUAUCCCUGUACUACCCUGUCCCUGUACUACCCUAGCCUGUCCCUGUACUACCCUAGCCUGUCCCUGUACUACCCUAGCCUGUUCCUAUACUACCCUAGCCUGUCCCUAUACUACCCUAGCCUGUCCCUGUACUACCAUACCCUAUCCCUGUACUACCCUGUCCCUGUACUACCCUAGCCUGUCCCUGUACUACCCUAGCCUGUCCCUGUACUACCCUACCCUAGCCUGUCCCUGUACUACCCUACCCUAGCCUAUCCCUGUACUACCCUAGCCUAUCCCUGUACUACCCUACCCUGUCCCUGUACUACCCUAGCCUAUCCCUGUACUACCCUAGCCUGUCCCUAUACUACCCUAGCCUGUCCCUGUACUACCCUAGCCUGUCCCUAUACUACCCUAGCCUGUCCCUAUACUACCCUAGCCUGUCCCUGUACUACCCUAGCCUGUCCCUAUACUACCCUAGCCUGUCCCUAUACUACCCUAGCCUUUCCCUAUACUACCCUACCAUGUCCCUGUACUACCCUAGCCUGUCCCUGUACUACCCCAUCCUAUCCCUGUACUACCCUACCCUAUCCCUGUACUACCCUAGCCUAUCCCUGUACUACCCUAGCUUAUCCUUGUUUGCAUGUGUGUGUUUAUGUGUGCAGCUCUCCCUCCUUGUCCCCUCGUUCUGCCCAGGGGCUACUGUGUGUGUGUGUGUCUCUCUCUGUCCCAACACACACACACACACACACACAGACAGUAUAUUCUUUAUCUGAUUAGCUGACACGCCUGCGUGGAUCUCUGUGCAGCGCGGCGGCUGAGCAGAGCAGCAUCAGGCCCAAGGCAGGGCAUAGAUUUCAUUUUAAAAAGUAUCAAAGGUUUACACGCUGCUCGCUUUAAUCAGCAUGUUUAUCAGGCAGAGAGAAAUUGCAGGAAGGACCACAGGGAGAAGGGGGGGUUAUCUUAAGGACCAGUAGCCUGGGAAAUUGAUAAUGGCUACAAGGUAAUUUACUGGCAACUUGUGCAUCCCUCCACUGCACCGCUGCCUAGGCCGGCCCCUCAUUCUAAUUACAGGCCAUGUAAUGUACUAAUGAAGCUGCGGGGUGUGUGUGUGUGUGUGUGUGUGUGUGCUCUGUGCCAGUCUGGAGUGAUUUCAUGAGCUUGAGAUUGAAUACGUCUCUGGGCUUGGUGGGUGGGGCGGCAGAUGCAGCCUCCCUCUGGAGUCUGUGUGUGUGGCCGUCUCCCAGGAUGAAUGUGAUGUGAAGAAGUAUCUGAUUAAUAUUUGGCAGUGUGACAGACACGGGCUAAGCACAAACAUUAGCCCAAAUGAUGUAUGUAUUUCAUAUAUUAAGUCAACGAGGUGAUGCUGUGUUUUGGAGCUUGGUGUUGGUAGAUGUGUUGUCUGUGAUGGGAUAUUAGGGGGCAGCUCUGUUUGCAGUGACAGUCAUUGAGGGUUGUCAUGAGGACAACAUGUCUGGAGGACACUCCUUAACUACUAACAGUUGUUUUCCAGACUCACUCAGUAGCACAGUGAGUCCUUUUGCAAACUGACUAGCUUAAUACUGGGCUGGGUCAAUUAUGCCUCGUGAUGGGGUCUCACUGAAGAGUGUGUGUGUGCAUGUGUGAGUAUGUGCACAGUUCUUCCCUAUGUAACGGUCUCUGACCUUGCAGUGUGGUGGACAGUCCCAUCGCCAGUUCACACAACGCUACUGAUAAGAAGCAGACUGGCUCUGCUGCUCCAGUGUUAGUAUUGUUGUUCUGAUGCUACAGCCAGGCACAGCCAGGACGAGGAGUUAGGCUCCAUCCUAUAUCCUUCACCCCCCUCACUAGGGGAUGUGUGCAGGGCCAGGAAAGCCUUGAUAUGACCAUCAUGUAAACAUCCCCACCUAUCUGAUGGAGGGAAAGAAAACUGUUUUCUCAGUGAGUGUGUGUGUGUGUGCGCGUCUCUCUCUCUCUCUUUCUCUCCGUACAUGCUCGUACAUGUGUGUCUGUUUAUAGACAUCAUUCUCUCAUAGUGUCCUCUUUUUUAGAUGGUUAUGUGACCUUUUGGCCCAAUUAGAUCAUCACAAGACAUCACCAUGACUCUGUAACGUGUUAAAAUAAACACUCAUAUGACGGAACAGGAAACCGUUGUGAUGUGAGAGUUUAAAGUACGUAAAGUUUCCUAAAGGAGGAUUUUCCUCUUCCUUCCCUCUCUUCUCUUCACAGGAAAAGGAGGAUGUCGAGGCGGUGUCUGUAGGGGCCAUUCUUUCAGACUACCAAAGAGUACGGGUGGAAAAUGUGUAAGUAGAACAAGUGUGUACAUACACACACACACAACUACAUGCCUGAGAGACACUGUAUUCCAAACAAAGAUGAUGUACAUUUGUUUACUCCAUGAUGUUUAGUCUAGCUGUAUUUUUAUGGUACAGUUGUAUUACCAGAAUGGCCAAUGGCUUACAGUACCAGUCAAAAGUUUGGACACACCUACUCAUCAAAACUAUGAAAUAACACAUAUGCAAUCAUGUAGUAACCAACAAAUUGUUAAACAAAUCUAAAUAUAUUUUAGAUUUUAGAUUCUUCAAAGUAGCAACCUUUUGCCUUGAUGACAGCUUUGCACACUCUUGGCAUUCUCUCAACCAGCUUCAUGAGGAAUGCUUUUCCAACAGUCUUGAAGGAGUUCCCACAUAAGCUGAGCACUUGUUGGCUGCUUUUCCUUCACUCUGCGGUCCAACUCCUCCCAAACCAUCUUAAUUGGGUUGAGGUCAGGUGAUUGUGGAGGCCAGGUCAUCUGAUGCAGCACUCCAUCACUCUCCUUGUUGAUCAAAUAGCCCUUACACAGCCUGGAGGUGUGUUUUGGUCAUUGUCCUGUUGAAAAACAAAUGAUAGUCCCACUAAGCGCAAACCAGAUGGGAUGGCGUAUCGCUGCAGAAUGCUGUGGUAGCCAUGCUGGUUAAGUGUGCCUUGAAUUCUAAAUAUAUCACCAACAAUGUCACCAGCAAAGCACCAUCACACCUCCUCCAUGCUUCACUGUGUGAACCACACAUGCGGAGAUCAUCCGUUCACCUACUCUGCGUCUCACAAAGACACGGCGGUUGGAACCAAAAAUCUCAAAUUUGGACUCAUCAGACCAAAGGACAGAUUUCCACCAGUCUAAUGUCCGUUGCUCGUGUUUCUUGGCCCAAGCAAGUCUCUUCUUCUUAUUGGUGUCCUUUAGUAGUGGUUUCUUUGCAGCAAUUCGACCAUGAAGGCCUGACUCACGCAGUCUCCUCUGAACAGUUGAUGUUAAGAUGUCUGUUACUUGAACUCUGUGAAGCAUUUAUUUGGGCUGCAAUCUGAGGCUGGUAACUCUAAUGAACUUAUCCUCUGCAGCAGAGGUAACUCUGGGUCUUCCUUUCCUUUGGCAGUCCUCAUGAGAGCCAGUUUCAUCAUAGUGCUUGAUGGUUUUUGCAACUGCACUUGAAGAAACUUUCAAAGUUCUUGAAGUUUUCCGUAUUGACUGACCUUCAUGCCUUAAAGUAAUGAUGGACUGUCAUUUCUCUUUGCUUAUUUGAGCUGUUCUUGACAUAAUAUGGUCUUGGUCUUUUACCAAAUAGGGCUAUCUUCUGUAUACCACCCCUACCUUGUCACAACACAGCUGAUUGGCUCAAACGCAUUAAGAAGGAAAGAAAUGACACAAAUUAACUUUUAACAAGGCACACAUGUUAAUUGCUCUCCAGGUGACUACCUCAUGAAGCUGGUUGAGAGAAUGCCAAGAGUGUGCAAAGCUGUCAUCAAGGCAAAGGGUGGCUACUUUAAAGAAUAUAAAAUAUUAAAUGUAUUUUGAUUUGUUUAACACUUUUUUGGUUACUACAUGAUUCCAUAUGUGUUAUUUCAUAGUUUUGAUGUCUUCACUAUUAUUCUACAAUGUAGAAAAUAGUAAAAAUAUAGAAAGACACUUGAAUGAGUAGGUGUGUCCAAACUUUUGACUGGUACUGUACGUGCGUAAUGGGAUACAAUGUAUUGUUAUACACCACAUCAGACAGGACACACAACCUUUUUAUUUAUACGGUAGGACAUUGGAUACAGGUGAAAGAGUUUCUAUGACAGUACCUUUUGGAAGAGGCCUAGUAUGGGCCUCUCUCUCGCUCUCUCGCGCUCUCUCUCUUUCUAUCUCUCUGUCACUGUGGUAAGGUACAUUCCAGCACAAGCCUCUCUCGUCUUGUGUUCCCAACACAACCCAACACAACCACAGAGCUCUCAGCUUAUGAACAAAUCCCGCUGUCAAUCAUGUAUUGUUUCAGCCACUCACACACACUCUUACUCUCACAUACACACUCAUACACCGCAGGCGUUCUCUGAGACAAAGACAUGUACGCCCAUGAGUUUCGGCUCCAGUUACCGGCACACUGCCUAUGUGAGUGUGUUGUGUAUGUGUGUGUGUGUGUGAGUGUGUGUGACACAGAGAGUUAUAGUGUAAAGGACGUGCCAUUUUAAGAUAAUUCCCCCUCUUUAAUUCCCCCUCUUCUGCUGAAUCUGUUGAACAAAGCCACAGGCACCAGAGACGGCUCAGAGUGUGUUCCAUGUGAGCGUUGGUAAGGCAGCCUGCCCGCAAAACUAGUGAAGGUGCCCGUCGCACUUUGAAGGUGUUGUGAUCCUGGCAAGUUUUCUUUCUGACCCACCCCUCACCCUCUCUCUUCUUUCCCUCCCUCCCUCCCUCCCUCCCUCCCUCACCUGUUCCCCCAGGUGUGUGCGGCUGGGUCUGCAGCCCCUGGCCUACCUGUGGCGCCGCGACCAGGCGACCCUGCUCUCUGAGAUGAUAUCGUGUGACCUCCACGCCCUCCUCAUCAAAGUGGCCGCCUUCGGUGUGUCUCUCUCCAUUUCUCUUUCUCUCUCUUUCUCCAGGGCAGCGG
This is a messenger RNA of Coregonus sp. 'balchen', 26382 nucleotides long. The record is from the annotation of a GenBank genome assembly. Lineage: Eukaryota; Metazoa; Chordata; Actinopteri; Salmoniformes; Salmonidae.